AUGCCAUCUUAUCAGUAUACGGAUAUCAAGGUCGAGGUGAAGGGCCAGAUUGGGAUUAUCAAAUUCAAUCGACCCAAAUCGCUCAAUUCAUUUGGUGGAAACUUGCUUGUCGAUACCGUACAUGCUGUGAAAGAGCUCGAUGAUAACCCUAAUACUGUCUUCACAGUCUUGACGGGUGAGGGCCGUUUCUUUUCAGCCGGUGCUGAUGUUCGAGGCUCACGGCCAUUGGAUGAAGACAUGGCCGAUCUCACGAAAACCCAGCUAAAGCUUCUCCAUUUGGCUCGUUUCACCAUAAUGAUUGAAUUGAUGAGAUCUCUUAUCGACCACAAAAAAGUGUUUGUCCUGGCCCUGAACGGCCCCGGUGUUGGUGGAGGAGCAGCCUGGUUCCAGGGCAUUGCCGAUAUCAUCCUCGCAUCCGAGACAACAUAUCUACAAGUCCCGUUCAAUUCAUUGGCCUUGGUUCCCGAAUCCGGAGCUUCUACCAACCUGGCUAGACAUAUGGGCGUUCAUCGCGCGAAUGACUUCUUGAUGUUUGGCCGGAAGCUCACAGUCCAGGAAUUGGAGAGUUGGGGAUUGGUUAACCGCGUAUUUCCCGUUGAAGGCUUCCAUAACUCGGUCAUUGAGUUUCUGGAGAAGCAGCUUGAUGUCAACGAUGGUGUCAGUAUGAUGGAGACGAAGCGGCUACAAAAUCUGCCGCUUAGGAGCGAGCGCAUCUUGGCCGUUUACAAUGCGACCGAUGCUCUUUCGGAGAGGCUUGCUAGUGGUGCACCGGCUGCGCGGUUCCGGGCGAAGAAGGCUGAACUUGAAGCGAAAUCCAAGUCCCGACUUUAG
This is a messenger RNA of Penicillium daleae, 831 nucleotides long. Its product is annotated as enoyl-CoA hydratase/isomerase family protein. The coding region runs from base 1 to 831 and encodes 276 amino acids. The record is from RefSeq and is a predicted model, not a curated record. The transcript has 5 exons. NCBI's taxonomy places the organism in Eukaryota, Fungi, Ascomycota, Eurotiomycetes, Eurotiales, Aspergillaceae. Gene Ontology annotation, cellular component: peroxisomal matrix. Gene Ontology annotation, biological process: fatty acid beta-oxidation.